Myodes glareolus (Bank vole) is the source of this 1976-nucleotide messenger RNA. The record is from RefSeq and is a predicted model, not a curated record. NCBI's taxonomy places the organism in Eukaryota, Metazoa, Chordata, Mammalia, Rodentia, Cricetidae.
UUUGGGGAGCGGAGUGAGGGACAUCCACAUAUUCUGACGGCACUGCUGGUGUGUUCACCUCUGCCACCUUGUCCACCUCUAUCAUUGUGUGCCCGAAACCGACCCUGGAGCACGCAGUAGGAAUUAGUCAUUCUCUGACCUCCUAUGGCAAAAUGGUCAAGAAAUACAGCGUCACAUUAAAGAAGGCGGGUUAAGCUCAUUAGGGGAAGCAGUUCAGUCCUUGCAAUUUAUCAAGGUCUGAGUCUGUACCACUGUGUUCUUACCCAUCCUCCUGCCUGCUAGCUUCAAGAACGUCAUCAUGUCUCAUGGUCAGAAGAGGCAGUAUUGCGACUUUCAGGGAGAAUCUCAGACCCCAAAAGAAGAACAGGACCAGAUGAAUUCUGAUCUCUCUGUGGCUGAGGGAGAGGAGUCCAAUGACAACUCCUCCUCUUCCACUAGCCCAGCCCUCCCCAGGAAGAUACCUUCUGGUGGGAUACCAAAUUGUCCCCAGAGUCCUCAGCGAGCCUUAUCUCCUCCCACUGUCAUGGCCUCCAUUCCAAUAUCCCCAUCUGAUGAGGCCUCUGGCAACCCAAGAGGGGAGCUGGUAUUGUACCAUGCCCUAAGUGCAAAGGUGGCUGAUUUGGUGCAGUUCCUGCUCCUCAAGUAUAGAUUGAAGGAGCUGACUAACAAGGCAGAAAUUAUAGAAAAGAGUAUUGGGGAUGAUGAACAGCACUACAGUAGGAUCUUUAAUGAGGCCUCUGAGGGUUUGAAGCUUGUAUUUGGCAUUGAUGUAAUAGAAGUGGACCCUGUUAUCCACACCUAUGCCCUUGUCAUUGCCCUGGGAAUCACUUAUGAUGGGAUGCUUACUGAUGUCCAAGGCAUGCCCAAAACAGGCCUCCUAAUAACUGUCCUAGGUGUCAUCUGCAUGUAUGGAAAUCGUGUCAGUGAGAAUGUGAUCUGGCGAGCACUAAAUAUGAUGGGAGUAACUCCCAUAGAAAAUCACUAUAUAGCCGGGAAUGCCAAGAAGCUUUUCAUUGAAAAUUUUGUACAGGAAGGGUACCUGGAAUACAUUCCAGUUCCUAACAGUGAUCCUCCUUGCUGUGAGUUCCUAUGGGGUCCAAGGGCCCAUGCUGAAACCAGAAGUGUGGAUGUCUUAGAGUUUUUGACUCAGGUCAGCAGGAUAAUCUAAGUGGUUCCAGACACUUCCAAUCCCUGUAUUUAGAGGCUUUGAGAGAACAGGGAAUUUUGCUUAGCAUUGCCACCACCAAUAGCAUACUGUAUGUCCAAUAUAAGUUCUAGUGCAACAUUCAAAAGCUUUCUGGAUGAAGUCUCAGAUCAGUCUGCACUGUGUUUGAGGGUGACAGUCACUGUUUUAAGUAGUAAAGAGCUAGUGAAAGUACAUGAAUAACAUCGUUUUUCCUGUUUUAUAAGGGUAACUUGGAACCUUUUUUUAGUAUUUUUAAAUUUUGUUUUGUUUAAUUGAAAGAUUUAAUGAACUUCAGAAUCUAAGUCUAUAAAUGGCAUUAAUGACACAUUUAUUGCUUUCUGCAGUGGGAUCACACUAUGUAGCCAUAGCCAGUCUGGAAUUCUCUAUAGACCAAGAGGCAGAUCCACCUAUCUCUUCCUCCUGAGUGCCAGGUUUAAAGAUCUGUGCCCCAUGCCUACCCAUCUUUUGCUAUUUUAUAUAACAAAACCCUCCAUCUUAUUUUGUGGUCUGUAAUAACAUUGGAAUAGGAAUUUAAUUUGAAAUGUGAAAGAAUUUAAUAAUAUAUGCAAUGUCAAUAAGCAGAGAAAAAUUGAAAGAAAUUAAUUCUUAUUUUCCCCUUCAACAAAAUCUGUUCCUCUGUAAAAUUAAGUUACAUGAGUAGAUCCAAAUGGCUUUUUGAAAUUGUAUGAGGAAUUACAUCCUAAUAUGUCACCCAGUAUGAAGCUCCACAGCUUCAGAAUUGUAGAGAAGUUCACUAUGAUGUAUAGACUCUGGAUCUGAUUAAUUUCUA